Molecule: messenger RNA, 1862 nt
Organism: Notolabrus celidotus (New Zealand spotty)
Lineage: Eukaryota; Metazoa; Chordata; Actinopteri; Labriformes; Labridae
Gene: dhrs3b
Product: dehydrogenase/reductase (SDR family) member 3b
Exons: 8
Coding region: 546-1454 (302 amino acids)
Cellular component (GO): lipid droplet
Molecular function (GO): oxidoreductase activity, acting on the CH-OH group of donors, NAD or NADP as acceptor
Source: RefSeq, a predicted model, not a curated record
CUCACUUCAGUGUUACGUCAUCCUGUGUCCCAGUGUCCUUUUGUUUCCAGUGGAUUUGUUUAAUUUCUCCUACAGACUGCCUGCUGACGUGGACCUGCCUGACUGACUGCUACAACUGUUCAUCCUGGCCCUUUCACUGGUGGGAGAACCGGAGCCGGGGCAGAGGCGCUGAUAUAUAAGGCAGACCAGAACAGGACAAGCAACACAACAACUCCAAAGCAGAGCGGAUUCAGUAGCGCACACAGCGGAGCGUUGCCUGGACUUGUGUUUCACGUCUGUGCGUCCUGACAGGCGUAAUGACUGAUCACACACAUUCGAGAGCGUGAUCCAUAUCGACUGACAUGUCAGCGCUCCUUGAACUCACACAGAUCUGCUAUUUUUAACAUUUUUACGCGGAUGGAUUACUCAUGCAGCACUUUCUGACGCUGCACAUGCUUUUAUUCCCAUGCACACAGACUCGCAGGAGCUCAUAAAGUCGCUGUUUUUGGGACGCUUUCACUAAACUUGCUGCAGCGUGAACUGUAUUAGAGUGAGCACUUCCCGAGAUGGAGUUGAAGAGCGCUUGUCGUAUGUUCCUUUUCCCCGUGCAAAUGCUCUUUUGUAUCGUCAGGGCGAGUUUGUCAGCGCUUUUGCCUGGCAGAAGGAAGGACCUGACCAAGGAGGUGGUAUUGGUCACCGGAGGGGGAAGAGGCAUCGGGCGUCACCUGGCCAAAGAGUUCGCCAGGCAGGGGGCCAGAAAGGUCAUCCUGUGGGGAAGGACUGAAAAGUGCCUUAAGGAAACAGCUGAGGAGAUCUCUCUCUCAGGGACAGAGUGCCACUACUUCCUCUGUGACGUGGCAAACCGGGAAGAAGUUUACAAGCAGGCCAAGGUGGUUAGAGAAAAGGUUGGAGAUGUUACGAUAUUAGUGAACAAUGCGGCUGUGGUCCACGGCAAAAGCUUGAUGGACAGCGACGAUGAUGCCCUCCUGAAAUCCCAACACAUCAACACCAUGGGACAGUUCUGGACAACAAAGGCCUUCCUUCCUCGGAUGCUGGAGCUGCAGCACGGCCAUGUAGUGUGCAUAAACUCCAUCCUGUCCCAGUCCCCCAUCCCCGGGGCCAUAGACUACUGCACCUCCAAGGCAUCAUCGCUGGCCUUCAUGGAGAGUCUGACGCUCGGCCUGCUGGACUGUCCCGGCGUCAGCUGCACAACCGUGCUGCCCUUUCACACCAAUACAGAGAUGUUCCAGGGCAUGAGAGUCAGGUUUCCUCAGCUCUUUCCUCCUCUCAAACCCGAGGUGGUCGCCCAGAGGACUGUGGAUGCCGUCAGAGCUGACAAGGCCUUCCUCUACAUGCCCUGGACUAUGCAUGCUCUUGUUAUUCUAAAAAGCUUCAUGCCACAAGUUGCACUUGAAGAAAUCCACAAGUUUUCCGGGAGUUAUACCUGCAUGAACACAUUCAAAGGGAGGACAUGAACCUGGACUGAGCACAAACUGCGAGCGCCCUGAGCCGCUCUUGGGUGUAAUGAAGGGAAUAUGGACCUAUAAACAUGUUGAAGUGGAGGAGGCCCCAUUCCAGUGUGAAGACAAACACUUAGGGGACACACAAGGGUUGUUGCUCCUGCAGGUAGAAUUAAUCGAUAAGCUGCAGGACACACCCUGGUCCCAUUUGUAUGCAUGUGUGCAGGCGUAUGUGUAUAGUAUAAAGGACUGAAUGCCAUUCUCACUCUGAACAGAGGCCAUGCUUAGUUCUGAACCAGUAGUUAUUCUAGGAGGUUUUUAUUUGUGACACUUGUGUUAGUCUGUUUUUCCACCUCUUUUUUUUAUUCUCCUUUUUAACUUGUUUUUGAAUCCAAACCAGAUAAUAAAUGGAGUUUUAGAGAC